AUGGGCCCAACCGAAGAUUACAAGUCACUUUACACGCAGCCGUCUAGUAGUGGCGAGCAAGACCCGAUCUCGCAACUCAUGACCGAAUGCAAGCAAUUAGCCCGGGAGGCCAAAAAGCAGCGUCCAUUUCGGCAGUCUAUCCCGACACAUAUAUACCAGUCAAUCCCCAAACCUGAAGUCAUUGAGGAUCUGAUCAGUCUCUAUUUUUCCACUUUUGAAUCUUGCUACAGGGUCUUGCAUUUCUCCUCGUUCAAAAAGGAGUAUGACAGUCAUGUCGAGCAACCACAAAACACCAAAACAUCUUUCCUUGUAGUUCUUCUGCUUGUUAUGUCUAUUUCCGGCACAUUGCACAAUGAAGCUCAUGUUCGCAAGGACAUAUCGGCCAAGGCGCAAUCUUGGAUCAGCGUUUCUCAAACAUGGCUCUCAGCCCCAUUCGAGAAGGAUAGACUGACACUGAAAGGGAUUCAAAUCCACUGUCUCUUGCUUCUUGCUCGUCAAGUAAACCGAGUCGGGGCAGAUCUGGUGUGGAUCUCGGCAGGAACCCUCAUGCGAAUGGCAAUGCAGAUGGGGUUACACCAAGAUCCGAGCUCUUUGCGAGAUAUGGAUAUACAACAAAGGGAAGUUCGAAGAAGAUUAUGGUAUACAAUUUUGGAGAUGAAUGCGCACUCCGCUUUGGACUCUGGUAUGGCGCCCAUGGUUACGGACGAUGACUACACCACCCGACCACCAUUGGACUUGAGCGAUGAAGACCUCGACCACGCCACAAUUUUAGGAGAAGAUGGGAGUCCAUCCCAGCAAGAAAGCCCUACUUUUUUUCAAUGUGUUUUGGCACAGUCAAUUGGGUUCAGGUUAACUGUCGUUCGCAUUGUCAACAGUCUGAAUGUGAAGCCUUCCUACGAUGAAGUUCUCUCCAUUGGACACAAGCUAGAGAUAGCAUGCCGCGAAGCCGCGAGUGCGCUGAACAGAUCUGCCACCCUGCAACGCCAAACUCCGUUCAAUCAAUUUGCACAUAGCUUUUGCAGCCACCUCAUCCGCCGCUUUCUUCUUUGUCUUCACUUUACCUAUGCAAUCAAGGCCAAAAGCUCUCCAAUAUACACUCAUUCACAACAGGUAUGCCUCGAAGUUUCUCUAGAACUUGUCUCUCUACUUGAUGACAGUCUUUACUCCCGAGUGCUCAUAAAUGGUGGUGGUAUGUUUCGAGAUAUCAUUACGAGAGGGGCUCUGAUGAUAUAUCUAGAGUUGACCUCCAGACUGCCUGUGGAAUCUAGUAUUUCUCAUUUUGCCAAAGAAAAGAACCAGUCUCGCCAGAUACCAUUAAUGGAGGAUGCUCAAAAGGUGGCUAAAUAUGCAGAAAACAGGAUGUUACAUGGGGAAACGAAUGUCAAGGGAUAUGUAUUUUUCAACAUGGCAACCGCGCGAGUCCGGGCUUUACUUGAAGGCAACCCUCCCGAGAAGGCUAUACGCAAAGCUGCCCAUGACAGUCUGAAUAUAUGCCAUGGACUGCUUAGUGGCAUGGUUGUUGAGAAUGCCGAAACCUCUUUACCUGCCGACUUCCAGUCAAAUCCAUUAGAUGGAAUAUUUUCUCCUCCGCUCGCAUCCGACUCUGGAUUCGACUUUCUCGAAGAUCCAAAUUUGUACCUACACUGUUCAGACUGGGACAUUUUUCAUUCAGCAAGUGGUGAAAGCUGGUUCGAACCUUGA
Messenger RNA from Penicillium waksmanii, 1701 nucleotides. RefSeq names its product putative C6 transcription factor. The transcript has a single exon. Gene Ontology annotation, molecular function: RNA polymerase II cis-regulatory region sequence-specific DNA binding; DNA-binding transcription activator activity, RNA polymerase II-specific; zinc ion binding. Lineage: Eukaryota; Fungi; Ascomycota; Eurotiomycetes; Eurotiales; Aspergillaceae. The record is from RefSeq and is a predicted model, not a curated record. Gene Ontology annotation, cellular component: nucleus. Gene Ontology annotation, biological process: DNA-templated transcription; regulation of transcription by RNA polymerase II. The coding region runs from base 1 to 1701 and encodes 566 amino acids.